Planococcus citri (citrus mealybug) is the source of this 1185-nucleotide messenger RNA. RefSeq names its product carbonic anhydrase 7-like. The record is from RefSeq and is a predicted model, not a curated record. The coding region runs from base 83 to 1030 and encodes 315 amino acids. Lineage: Eukaryota; Metazoa; Arthropoda; Insecta; Hemiptera; Pseudococcidae. The transcript is spliced from 6 exons.
AUCGUAAAUUUAGUCAAAUCGACAGCAAGUAGAUAUACUUAUUAGGUAUAUACACGUGCGUACAAAGUUCACAGCAUGACCAAUGUUUCAAGGUGAUAACCGUACAUUGUUAGAACUUCAGCUACCACCUACAGGUAUAAUGCGUCGGAUAUCUAUUUGUGUAUUUUUCUGCUUAAUAAGCCCUUGUUUUACAUCAUUAUCAGAUGACUAUUUUUUGCCAUUUAGUGGACUUAUUUCUCCACUGCCUCCUGAAACUCCCGAACCGAUAAACAUUAUUAGUAGUAAAGCAAAACCUAUUGUUACAACGCCUCUAGUUAUACUUUCGGGUUUAUUCGAUAGAGUUCAUUUGAGAAAUACUGGACAUUCUGUUGAAAUUAAUUUGGAUCAACCGAUAACUUCGUCGAUAGCUACUGGUGGAGUAUUGUAUAAUAAUAUUUACGUAUUAAAUAGCUUUAAAUUUCAUUGGACAGAUGAUUUAAAUGGGAUUUCUGGCACAACAUGUGAUGGAAAAGACGGGACACCCUUAGAGGUAUCAAUAUGGUAUUGUAGUAAGAAAUGUGGCUCGUUCUCAAACUGCUUAAAUGACCGCGAUGGUCUUUUUGAACUUCGUAUUCGUAUUAAUGUGAGAGGAUCAGUUCCUAAUCCAUUGUUUUCCCCACUCCAACAAUACCUGAAGCAAAUAAGAAAAGCUAAUACGGUCUCGGAAGAUUUUCCAAUCGCUUUAGCGUUCUUGUGGUUUGAUAUUUUCCCCCCUUGGAACCAAUAUUACGCUUACCCAGGAUCUUAUUUUAAAGAAAGCAAUGGAAGACAUUAUUACUGCAGUACUACGGUUGUUCCUCCUCUAUUUCCAUUCCAUUUCAUAUCGAAAGAACAAUUUAAAGAUACGUUUGGAAAAUUUCAAAGGCUCAAUGGAACAAGGUUAACCGAUGCUAAUCCGCAAGCUCUUCAGGGAAGAAGACCAGUUGUGGUGACAAGAGGUGUACUUAAUAUUCCUACAAUAGGAAUACCAUUUGCUCCUACACCUUUUUAACGUGCGGUAAAUGGACGUUGUUCCUACCUAAAGAGAUUCGUGAAUUAAAAAGUGUUCAUUAAUAAGAGAUCAAGUGAGCUUAUACUAUGUGCUAUCACGUCUCUGAGUAAAUACACAUUUUGUUUCAUUCUUACAAUAAAUACAAUUCAAAAGUG